GAAUACUUUGGGAUUUCCAGGGAUGUGGGCGGGCCAGAUAUGGAGUCGAUGUCCCCAGGGCCGUCUCCAAUCAGGAAGGGGACAGAGCAUAGAAGAAAAGUACCCUGCUUUGUGUGCCCUGGAGAGGCGGGAGGCAGCUGGACGAAGGGGAGAAGGGCCAGACAUGGAGGCCGUUCCUCCUGUCAGAUGCAGCCUCUUGGGGAUUCUGCUGCUGGUGGUGAAGCUCUCGGUGCUGCUGGUCCAGAACCGCAUCCACCUCUACAAUUUCCUGCUCCUGAAGAUUGUCUUCUUCAACUGCUGGCUGUCGGGGCUGGCCCAGGAGGCCUGGGGGUCCUGCAGCCCUGAGGCCCACCCACCCCCUGGGCUUGCAGCCAGCCCCGUGGGCCGGGUGCUACGGGCCGGGCUGGCACGGAUGGCAGUCCCCGUGUGGCUGGCGUGGGCCGGCGUGCUGGGCUGUGUGCGGGCCUCGGGCCUGGCCUGGAAGCAGCUAGGCCUGUCCGCGGCCACCUGCAGGGAGCUGCUUCUGUCGUGUCUACACAGCCUGACGUCGGUAGUGUUGCUGCUGUUGCUGCUGACCAGGAGGCUGUGCCAGAGGGCCCAUGGCCGCAGCGUGGUCUGGUUGCUCAGCAAGGCUCUGCUGGACAAGUGUGUGGUGCCCGAGCUCCUGGCUCUGCUGAAGCGUCUGUACUGGUGGGUGGAGAACACAGCCGUGCUCACCUCCUGGCACCUGGCCUAUCUCGUCGCCUGGACCACUUGCCUUGCCUCCCGCCUGCUGCAGGCUGCCUUUGAGCACACGGCCCAGCUGGCCCAGGCUCAGGAAAUUGAGCCCCAGGAGGGCUCAGGGCCCGUGUCCGAGUCCCCCACUCCCUGAGCGCCCGGGCCCCGAGGCUGGGCCAGCCCUGUCAGAGCAUGGGACCCCUGGAGAAUUAAAGUGUGUCCCCAUUUG
Messenger RNA from Acinonyx jubatus (cheetah), 946 nucleotides. It is a transcript of the gene TMEM270, whose product is annotated as transmembrane protein 270. The record is from RefSeq and is a predicted model, not a curated record. Lineage: Eukaryota; Metazoa; Chordata; Mammalia; Carnivora; Felidae. Bases 23 to 871 code for a protein of 282 amino acids. The transcript has 4 exons.